Pomacea canaliculata is the source of this 3031-nucleotide messenger RNA. Its product is annotated as transcription initiation factor TFIID subunit 6-like. The coding region runs from base 370 to 2259 and encodes 629 amino acids. The transcript has 13 exons. The record is from RefSeq and is a predicted model, not a curated record. NCBI's taxonomy places the organism in Eukaryota, Metazoa, Mollusca, Gastropoda, Architaenioglossa, Ampullariidae. Gene Ontology annotation, molecular function: transcription coactivator activity; protein heterodimerization activity; RNA polymerase II general transcription initiation factor activity. Gene Ontology annotation, biological process: transcription initiation at RNA polymerase II promoter; RNA polymerase II preinitiation complex assembly. Gene Ontology annotation, cellular component: SAGA complex; SLIK (SAGA-like) complex; transcription factor TFIID complex.
CGAUUAUCCUAGUUAGGUCAAGGUAGAUGGCUGUCGAGGAAAAAUGGCGGCGUUUAAACUUUAUGGUUUGGUCGUGUCUCCUUUUUGAUGCCUAGUUUAAUAUGAGUAACCUUUUGAUUGAUCUGUGUUAACUAGAUUGAAUCCUUUUCAUUAGGACUUCGAAAAAACAUUGUUCUUUUUGGUAUGGAGGCUGUUACAUUCCAUAUUUGAUCUAUAUUUAUAGCAAAAGGAAUCAAUAAUUUUACUCGCUUUUGCAAAGAAAUUGCAACUUCUGGCGGGCUGUCUAAAUAGCAGAAAAUAUGAAAAGUCUCACCAGUUUGUAAGACUACAUAGGUAGCACCUCAUGUGACAAAUAUCACUUCGGCUGACAUGGCUGAGUCGAAGGAAGGAAAGGAGCAGAAAGUUGGAAGCAGUUUGACUGUUGAGUCAGUUCGUGGGAUUGCCGAGUCUGUUGGAAUCGGUAACUUGUCUGAUGAGGCAGCUGCUUUUCUCGCAGAAGAAUGCACGUACUCCUUAAAAGAGAUUGUUCAGGAGGCAAAAAAGUUUUCACAACGUUCAAAAAGGAGAAAAGUAUCAACUACAGAUUUUGAUGUAGCUUUGCGCUCAAAGAAUAUUGAGCCGCUUUAUGGGUUCCGUGCACCAGACUUUAUCCCAUUUCGUUUUGCAAGUGGAGGAGGAAGGGAACUCUUCUUUAACGAGGAAAAAGAACUGGAUCUUCAGGAGGUCAUUAACAGUCCUAUGCCUAAAGUGCCACUGGAGAGUUCGUUGAAAGCUCACUGGCUCAGCAUCAAAGGAGUGCAACCUUCAGUGCCAGAAAAUCCACCACCUGCAUCCAAAGAAUUGCAAAAGAAAGAGAUUCUUGACACAGGCAUUAAGAACAAGAUUGAUAAAGGACACCGAAAUGACAAAGCCCACAAACUCCGACAUCACAAGGCUGACAUGGUCAGGCUAAAGGACCUUACCACCCAUGAACUGUCAGUGGAGCAGCAGCUCUACUACAAAGAAAUCACCGAAUCGUGUGUUGGACCUGAUGAAUCUCGAAGAGCGGAAGCAUUACAAAGCCUGGCCACUGAUCCUGGUCUUCAUCAAAUGUUGCCUCGCUUCAUCACGUUUGUUUCAGAGGGAGUCAAAAUUAAUGUUGUGCAGAACAACUUAGCUUUGUUAAUAUAUUUGAUGAGGAUGGUCAAGUCUCUUCUUGACAACCAGACUUUGUAUUUGGAGAAAUAUCUACAUGAAUUGAUCCCAGCUGUGGCCACUUGCAUUAUCAGCCGACAGCUCUGUCUGCGGCCAGAUAUGGAUAAUCACUGGGCCUUGCGUGACUUUGCUGCUCGACUUAUGGCCACCAUUUGCAAGAAUUUCAGUACUAAUAACAAUAACAUUCAGGCCAGGAUGACAAGGACUUUUGUGGAGGCAUUGCAGAAUGACAAGGUUUCCUUGGCAACACAAUAUGGGGCUCUGGCAGGGCUUGGAGAACUGGGGCAGGAGGUGAUCAGAACAUGCAUCUUGCCUUACCUUAGUGGACUAGGAGAGCGCAUGAGGUUGGCAACGGAGGGACCCAUCAUUAACAACGUGGACAAGAUUGCUGCGGAAAAUAUUAAAAAGCAGCUUUCGAAAUAUCUGCCAUCAGCACUGAAGUCCUCAGGUGUACCAGAAACAGUGGAGGAUUACACCACCAACUACGGUUACCUGGGGCCUCUGCUGCUCAGCUCCAUCCAAAAGGAGCGGCAGGUCAGCGUUUUGCCCUCACUGGUACCUGCCAGACCCACGCUACAAAUUCAACAAGCUGGUCGGACCUCUCAACAGUUUGUUAUCCAACAGCAAGGUAGUGCCUCCACACCAGUCACUCCUUCUACCACCUCCUUCUUUUCCACAAGUGCCCAAGGACAGACACCUCGCACCCCCAGCACUCCUGGCAGUGCGGGAGGACAACAAAAGUUUGUCAUUGUCACAACGCAGCCACGCCCGACCUCAUCAGCAACGAGCAUGCUUGGCAACAGCUCAAAUGGCAACACCUCUACACCAACCAUUGUCAAGCUGGUUACAACGUCACAGGGAGUGGUGAACACUGCCCCCACUGUACAGGCAAGUGGUGGUCAGAAGAUAGUUGUCAUCAAACAGGAGCAAGGGGUUAUCCAGUCCACUCUUGCUUCGUCUGUUAUUACCACACCUCAGUCCUUGGUUUCUGCACCAGACUUGGGGGUCAAAAGCAUCUUCAAUCAGGGCAUUUCAUUUUCUGUCAAGGCUGAAGAUAAGUCUUGACACAUCUAGUUUUCGGAAGAAGGCAGGCUAUAACGGUGGAAUUUCAUUUCUUGCACUCACAGUGUGACAGAGCCCACUCCCUGGAUCUGAUAGAAAUGUUUAUGAUGACCCACAGGAAAUAAUGGGCAGAAUGGAUGUAUACUGAAGGUACUUAUGGAUACUGUAAGCAAGAAGACAUUGAGAAUCAUUGCAGCUUCAGCUGCAGUUUUUUUUUUUUUUAACAUCAUACAUUUCUUACUUUGCAUGCUGCACUGCAGCAUUUAAUUUUGUACAUUGAUAUUCAUGCGGUCAUCAGAUUAGGGUGAGGUUGUUUUGUUUUUUUUUAUUGCCUCGACACAUUGUGCUUGAUGGCAAAAGACAGUAUACCACUUGUCACUGCCACUUGUUUUACUUUCAUGUAAAAUUUUCUCUGACCAGAUCGUAAAGGACAUGAGCAUUUUCUGUGCAUGUAUUAUGGGAGAGGACAGCUAAUAUCCUCCAGGCGGAAAAAGAUUCUUGAGCUAUUCAUGUACUGGGCUAAUCUGGAUCUCUUUUGUGACUUAAGGUUACAAUUAUAGUUAUUGUACAGAAUUGUAAUACAGAUUUUACUCAGUUGUCUAUAUAUGUUCUGAAUACAGAUGCCAAGAGAAAAGCAACAGUCUUAUUAUGUUUGUAUAUUUUGUAUUUAAAGAGAAUGAUGUCAGAUUUUAUGCAUUUUAUUACCAUUGUUCAUUGUUGCUUUGGUUCUUCAAACUCUUUCAUUAACAUUAAAAAAGAUACAUUUAUGCUAACA